Molecule: messenger RNA, 2500 nt
Organism: Hypanus sabinus (Atlantic stingray)
Lineage: Eukaryota; Metazoa; Chordata; Chondrichthyes; Myliobatiformes; Dasyatidae
Product: legumain-like
Exons: 5
Coding region: 57-599 (180 amino acids)
Source: RefSeq, a predicted model, not a curated record
AGCCGCGGCACCUCUGGGCCGAAUCUGCCGGGGUCCUCCCGUCGUCAGCUGCCCUGAUGACGUCACCAGAAAGUCCCCUAUCCAGCCCGUCGGCGCGGGGCAUUGUGGGUCGGGACGGAAGUGGCCGGUCGGGGCAUCAGGGCAACCCUUUCUUCACUUGGCACCUGCUGUGGGCCGAGCAGCCUCAGAUGGCAGGAAUGGACGCUGUGCCACAGUGCGAUGUACCUGUUGUUGUCCUUCAGAACAGGAUCAAAUCUGCGACGGAUCUGGAGCAGAAAGAAAAGCUGCAGAAAGACCUGGACCAUCUCCUUAAGGUGAGAGAGCAGAUCGUGCAGGCCGUGCGGCAGAUUGUGACUCUGGCCACCGACUCCACCGAGCAGGCUGACCGUGUGCUCACCUCCAAGUUACGCCUGACAGAGCGGGAGAACUACCGCGCCGCGGUGGAGCAUUUCCAAAUGCGCUGCUUCGAUUGGCACAAGCCGGAGUAUGAAUAUGCUCUUCACCAACUGGGGCCUUUUGCCAAUUUAUGCGUGGAGCAGGUCCCACUGACACGGAUUAAGGAUGCAAUUGACCAAGUGAGUGAGAAGCUGAAGAACUGAGGGAUUGGUACAGGAGAGAGAAAAGGACCUUUAGCUUGCCAAGUUUGUACCAACAAUCAACUGCCCAAUUUCCUUCCGACAUUAACCUCGCUUUGUUUUAUUCUUCCCUCAUCCUCAUUUGCUCUGCACCAGAUUCUACCACUCGAAAUUUAUAAUGUCUAAUUGACCUACCAACCCACACGUCUUUGGAAUGAGAGAGGAGUCACAGGAAAAAUAUGCAGACAGCGGCUGAGAAGUGGCUGCUUCUGGUUCAAGUUCAAGUUCAAUUGUCAUUCAACCAUACAUGAAUACGGCCAUGAGUACAAUCCAAGAUGGCAGCGCAACGCAGGAACAUCGGGAAAUCUCCAGGAAGACCUUCUUUGUUGCUGCUGCAGCUGUGAGGUCCGGAACUCUGCUGGGAAGAACAGCCCCCAGUCCUCGGGGUCACGUUGCCGAUGGCCAUUGGCGGGGCUAUCUUAAUACGCUCGGCAGAGGAUGGUGCUCGGAGAAGCUGUGCCAGAGGGGAUGGUCAUCGGCUUGGAGGUUCGACAGACUCAGAGUCCUCUGCGGUCAGGUUGCUUUCACUGUGUGCUGCGUCUGCGAGGCUGAGUCGGGCGGCGCUGUGGAAGUCCAUAGCGGGAGUAUUCCCUUCUGCCGCCAGCGUGGGAUGGCGAGUCUGUCGGGACCCUGGGGACCUGUGGAAACUGUGUGGUGAUCUCUUUUGAACUUACAGCUCUUUAACAUCUUUGGACUAUUUUUACUGUGCCCAUAGUCUGUUUUUUUUUUAUCAAUUAUGCUGUUGUUUGCACUGUUAUAACUAUGUGGUUUUGUGCAGGUCUUGAAGCAUUAAUUUUUUGUCUUGUUUUGUCUGGUGGAUUUGGAGCUCCUUUCCGGGGAACGCGCUAAGACAGAGGCGCGAUAUUAAUACGCAGCAGCCUCUCCAGACUCUGGAUUGGGGAUUGCCAAACGUUAUGUGGAUUUUCUGGUGUAGUCUGUUUGGUCAUAUGCUUUUGUGAUAUCAUUCUGGAGGAACGUUGUCUCAUUUUUUAACUGCAUUGCAUUUGUGGUUUCUAAAUGACAAUAAACUGAAUCUGAAUCUGAAAUGAAACAGCAUAGUCCGGGGCCACAGUGUAAAACCCAGUACCAGACAAUCUCAGCACAAGGCACACAUAGUUAUGUAUAAGAUAGCAGUAAACAUACGGUCACAAACAAAAAAAAGGUCCAAGUUCCUGAGUCCUUGAAAGUUGCAGCAGUCUGCAGUCCAACACAAUACAACUUGUCUUCUGCCGAGCAAACACUGGAGGGCAGCACCAAUACAAUACUUCCGGACGGCUGCAUACGGGUAACACACUGCCCGAGGCCAAGUCCUUGCUAUGAAUGCACCAAUACAAUACUUCCGGACGGCUGCAUACGGGUAACACACUGCCCGAGGCCAAGUCCUUGCUAUGAAUGAGGCUAUCCAGCUGUCCCACCAUCCGCACAGUGCGUACAAGGCAGCAGUAAACCACAGUCACUCAAAAAAGGACGCAGUCAAAGUCCCUGCAUUCAGGAACGCUGCAGCCAAACAUAACACAGCUUGUCCUCCACUGAGCAAACACUGAGGACAGUUCUAACGUCUCCGGCACUGACUGACGUUCCUCUAGCAUUUUACCGGUACACAAAAUCUUUUGGUCCACCUCCUGUUGAAGAUUAUGUAUGCAAACAACCCUGAUAGUGUCUACAUUUCAGAAGUAAUUGGCUGGGAAGGUCUCUGCGUUAAUACCCAAGAUAUGAUUGGUGUUAAAUAAAUGUAAACUUCAUAUUUCUUAUCAUUGCUUUAAUUUUAGAUAAAUGGGAUAAUUAAGUCAUUUGAUUGUUUUAUUUGUCCGCUGUGUUAAAUUCUGAUCACGUUAUCAUUUUGAAAAUUAAAAUGUUCCAAUACC